Messenger RNA from Ophidiomyces ophidiicola, 1830 nucleotides. RefSeq names its product ATP-dependent DNA/RNA helicase (gene DBP9). Gene Ontology annotation, molecular function: nucleic acid binding; RNA helicase activity; ATP binding. The transcript is spliced from 4 exons. The record is from RefSeq and is a predicted model, not a curated record. The coding region runs from base 1 to 1830 and encodes 609 amino acids. NCBI's taxonomy places the organism in Eukaryota, Fungi, Ascomycota, Eurotiomycetes, Onygenales, Onygenaceae. Gene Ontology annotation, cellular component: nucleolus.
AUGAAACGCAAGCUAGAUGCCAAUAAUGUACCGAAACCCCUGGAGCCAGAGUCGGCCCAGCCAUCGCUGCAGAACUUCGAAGCUUUGCAAUUGGAUCCCCGAUUACUUCAGGCUUUGACGAAGCAGAAAUUCACAAAGCCAACUUUAGUUCAGACAGAAGCUAUUCCUUUGGCUCUGAGUGGGAAGGAUAUACUAGCCCGAGCAAAAACGGGGUCAGGAAAAACUGCAGCGUAUCUACUCCCAGUCAUACAGUCAGUGCUGCAGAAGAAUGCCACCAAUCCGAACCAGAAGUCGACGUCAGCCCUUAUCCUCGUGCCCACUAGAGAACUUGCAGAGCAGGUGCAAGAUACAGUCAUUUUGUUUUCUUCUUUUUGCGGCAAAGAUAUACGCUCUGUAAACCUGACGCAAAAAGUUUCAGAUGCUGUUCAACGGGCGAUGCUUGCUGAGCUUCCCGACAUCAUAAUCUCCACUCCUGCGAGGGCCGUCGCGAAUGCAAAUAGCUCCGCCUUGUCACUGGAUCGCUUGACACACCUGGUUAUUGAUGAAGCGGAUCUUGUGCUUUCAUAUGGGUACGAGGAAGACAUGCAAACUCUGGCAAAAGCUAUUCCUCGGGGCGUGCAGACUAUGCUGAUGAGUGCGACACUUACGUCUGAGGUCCAUACCUUGAAGGGCUUAUUUUGUAGGAGUCCAGUUACUCUCAAAUUGGAAGAGGAAGAGGAUGAAGGGGCAGGGAUCAGCCAAUUCUCCGUCAAAUGCGCCGAGGAUGAAAAAUUCCUUUUAACGUACGUCAUAUUUAAAUUACAGCUUGUUAAGGGAAAAUGCAUCAUAUUUGUUGGAGAUGUUGAUCGAUCUUAUCGCCUGAAGUUGUUCCUAGAACAGUUUGGCAUCAAGAGUUGUGUUCUUAACUCUGAACUACCAGUCAACUCGAGAAUUCACGUUGUUCAAGAAUUCAACAAAGGCGUAUACGACAUCAUUAUUGCUGCAGAUGACCAGGAAGUCAUUGGAGCAACACCUAAAAAGGACUCCAAAACGCCGAAUGAGACUACGGAUAACACAGUGGACCGCGACCAGGACCUGAGUGAUGACGAGGAACCCGAACAUCCGGUGAAGAAGCGCAAGAAGACUACAAAAGAAAAGGACUAUGGUAUUUCUCGAGGGAUCGAUUUUAAAGACGUCGCAUGCGUCCUUAACUUUGAUCUACCUACAACUGCCAAAUCAUACACUCACCGUGUUGGUCGUACAGGUCGAGCUGGCAAGACAGGCAUGGCCCUCUCUUUUGUCGUACCUAAGGAGCUGUACGGCAAGCAUAAGCCGACAAGUUACCCAACUGCCAAACAUGACGAAGCAGUCCUGGCUCGAAUCAUCAAACGUCAAUCUAAGCUCGGACGUGAGGUAAAACCGUACAAUUUCGACACGAAGCAAAUCGACGCUUUCCGCUACCGAAUGUCAGAUGCCCUCCGUGCUGUGACACGAGUAGCCGUCCAGGAAGCCCGCACCAAGGAAAUCAAGCAGGAGCUUCUGAAGAGCGAAAAGUUAAAGAGGCAUUUCGAGGAAAAUCCGGAUGAGCUUCGCCAGCUGCGCCAUGACGGCGAGCUCAGGCCUGCCCGCGUCCAACCUCAUUUGAAACACGUGCCAGGCUAUCUGAUGCCUGCCAAAGGCAAGGCAGGCCUUGGAAGUGGUGACGUUGGUUUUGUAGGGCUGAAGAAGACGAGCGAGAAUCGAAUAAGAAAGGCGAGAGAUAGAAAUCGCAUGAGAGGGAAGGGUGGCCGUAAAAAUAGUCGUGGAGGGGGCAGAAAGGCGGACCCGCUGAAAACGUUCAAAAGUAAAUGA